AUGGAAAUAUUAAUGGAGGCAUUUGGAGGCAAGAUCUUAUCGAUAUGGGAUCUUUUACAUCAUUACCAAGAGUCAGACGAAAACCCGCAAGAACAGCUGAGGAGAUUAGACUCAAAAAGUACAUAUUUCCUUGUGCGUUGUUUGAUGCAAGAAGAAUUAAUAGAUCUUCAGAACGACAGCAACUUGAAGAGUUCGUUUGAAUAUAGUACAAACUUAGAAGAGUUUUGGUGUAAAAAGGCCAUGGGAUAUUCAAAAAUUCGGCAAACAGCAUUACGUUUCCUCAUGGUUUUUUCAACCACAUAUUUAUGUGAGCAAGGAUUUUCUUCACUAUUAUCUAUAAAAAAUAAACAACGAAAUCGUCUGAAUCCAAGUGAUGAUAUGCGACUGGCACUAAGCAACAGCAUCGUUCCAAGAAUUUCACAACUGGUAAAAGAAGCGCGCCCUAAUAAGUCACAUUAA
Messenger RNA from Myzus persicae (green peach aphid), 459 nucleotides. RefSeq names its product protein ZBED8-like. Bases 1 to 459 code for a protein of 152 amino acids. The record is from RefSeq and is a predicted model, not a curated record. The transcript is spliced from 2 exons. Lineage: Eukaryota; Metazoa; Arthropoda; Insecta; Hemiptera; Aphididae.